This is a messenger RNA of Exaiptasia diaphana, 1829 nucleotides long. RefSeq lists its product as uncharacterized. The record is from RefSeq and is a predicted model, not a curated record. Gene Ontology annotation, biological process: signal transduction. The transcript has 4 exons. Lineage: Eukaryota; Metazoa; Cnidaria; Anthozoa; Actiniaria; Aiptasiidae. The coding region runs from base 274 to 1677 and encodes 467 amino acids.
AUUGAUAGAUGGUUUGUUUAAUUUGCCUUUUUUCGUUUUCUGUAUUUGCUUGUCUAUUUCUUCAAGCAGGACCGCUUCUCUGUGCGACAGAGAACUGGACACAAGAGUUCUCUUGACCCUGGUCUUAUACCGCAUCCAACUGUUUGUAAGACGAGAGCGAACAAAAAUACGUGAAUGAAGAGCUUCUCCAUUCUGUCUCUGUGGMGUUUUCCAGUCUAGUCCUUUGGUCAAAUAUACAGAAAACUGGUGCAAGGCUAAGGUCCGCUCCCCAAUAUGAACGUUUUGGUACAGUACCUUGUUGCUAUGGAUUUGAUUAUAUGCUGUCUGGGAAUUGAAUACUUCGUCGAUCCCACAGGCGGACAUUCAUGUGAUCAAAUCUGUGCAAAACAGCGAAAAAUCUGCGCUGGCACUGGACACGGCUUUUCACCAGUCUCSGCCGACUCAAUACUUCWAAGUAUGGGUAUCACGUGUGGCCCUGAUGAUAGUAAAACGUCUUACAAGUCGCCGGAUAGUCCUAGCUACACUGUCCUAGAUUUCGAGAGCUAUGAUGAGUGCAUUGGAUACAAAGGGAUCCCGGAACACAUCAACUGUUCUGCUCGAGGAGUUGAGAAUACGAAAAGGAUUUGCCCAUGCGURCAAGGAGCAUUUCUUCGGUUCCAGUUCAUCGAGACUUUGCUAGGAUCAACUACUGUGGUAAGCUUUGUAAUUGAAGGACAACAAUACCUUGCAUUUAACAGACUUCGAGCAUUCAGGCGAUAUCAAUCUGGAACCCAGAUAUACCGUCUUGAAGACAACGCUUUUACAUUCUAUCAGUCGCUCAAGACCACAUACAAUGGUCCUGGAAGAGCAAGCUAUUUUCAAAUAGGCUCUUAUCAUUACAUUGCUAUACCAUAUUUCGCGCGCUCAAACUACGGGAAGCGCGCUCCAAAAACUGUAAUYUUUACCCGAUUCGAUGGAUACUUUGAUACUUUACAAGAACUCGAUGGAGGAAUGGCACUWGCUACUACUUUUAUMSAAAUAAAGSUWUUUAARUUGCUGGUAAUUCAAGGGUAUCAAGCACUUUCKAUUUUCACCUGGMGAAGAAAUCGCUUUGYAAAGCUCCAAGCCAUUCCAAUAGACAAAAGAGCAUAUGUCACGGACUGUUCWCUGUUCACWCCGGGCAGCRGUGAUUUUUAUCUGRCAUGCGCAGUUUGGGGCGGUAGAAAGAGAUCCUUAGUUUUAAAGUGGAGUGGGAAAAAGUUUUCUAUUCAUCAGAGGAUUCCUAGGAUUGAGUACGCCAUGUCUGCGGAAACUUUAACCCUAGAUAAUGGGAAAAUCGCUUUGCUUAUUGCACAGCGUCAAACUGGAUACAGAGCAAAGAUGAAUAUCACUUCACCCUUAUUAAUAUGGGAAAGGGGAUURUCUCGAUUUAUUUUUAGCAAGUCAUUAUCGAUWAAAACUCGUGGGGCGUCGGCCUGUAGACCAUUCAAGAUCAAURAUGAACUGUUCMUAGCUGUUUCUCAGUCGGCUGACAAGAAAUCGUUGAUUUACAAGUACAAGGAUGGRAAGUUYAUUGUAUACCAAAAACUAAGAGCYACAUUYGCUAACGAUGCGACUUUCUUUACGCAUAAUCGGAUUCACUAUCUCGUUUUGGCGACGCAGGKUAAACGCUUCUCGCCUGCCUUUAUUUGGAACUGAUGAAUGAUGACACUACUGGGAUUCCUGUGUACCUGGCUUCAGUUUACAGCAAUUAAGUGCUGUGUGUACGUUUUGAUAUAAGUUGUAUUUAUAAAUAUUAGUGGAUUUYCUGUGGACYUUUGGAAAUAAAGAACCUAUUUUKRAGGUCAUAA